Molecule: messenger RNA, 1115 nt
Organism: Rosa chinensis
Lineage: Eukaryota; Viridiplantae; Streptophyta; Magnoliopsida; Rosales; Rosaceae
Product: ras-related protein RABF2a
Exons: 7
Coding region: 220-822 (200 amino acids)
Molecular function (GO): GTP binding; GTPase activity
Source: RefSeq, a predicted model, not a curated record
GACACCAAACAGAAAAGAAUACAAAACAAUCAUCGCUUCUCAGUUUUCACAUUUAACAGAGAGAAACAAGAGAGAGAGAAAGAAAAAGAGUUUGUUGGUACUACUCGGUCUUUAGGAUCCUUCCUUGUUCGCCUUUUUGCUUCAGCUCUCAUCUAACCUUCUUUUCGUCAACGUUUUCAAUUCCGAUCAAUUCUUCUGAUCGUUGCAUCGAUUACUCUCAUGGCCACCACCGGGAACAAGAACAUCAAUGCCAAAUUGGUGCUUCUUGGGGAUGUUGGAGCUGGAAAGUCUAGUCUAGUGUUGCGCUUUGUUAAAGGACAGUUCAUUGAAUUUCAGGAAUCCACAAUUGGUGCUGCCUUCUUCUCGCAAACAUUGGCUGUAAAUGACGCAACUGUAAAAUUUGAGAUUUGGGAUACAGCAGGUCAAGAGAGGUACCAUAGUUUGGCGCCAAUGUAUUAUAGAGGAGCUGCUGCUGCAAUAAUUGUGUAUGAUUUAACUAACCAAGCCUCAUUUGAGCGAGCAAAAAAAUGGGUGCUAGAACUGAAAUCACAAGGCAAUCCAAAUAUGGUCAUGGCUCUAGCUGGGAAUAAAGCAGAUCUGGUAGAGUCAAGGAAAGUGGCAGCAGAGGAGGCACAAGCAUAUGCCCAGGAGAAUGGCCUUUUCUUCCUCGAAACCUCUGCCAAAACUGCAGACAAUGUCAAUGACAUUUUCUAUGAGAUAGCAAAGAGAUUGCCUCGAGUGCAGCCUGUGCAGAACCCUGCAGGAAUGGUUCUGAUGGAUAGACCUUCUGAAAGGGUAGCAAGCUCAUCUUGUUGCUCAUAGAGAUCGCGUGGUGCUUUUGGUGACCGCCUGCUCAGUAUUUCCAUAAUAGCUUGUGUAACUCACAGUGGAAAAUGACGUAUCAGCUACUGAGUUUCCCAUGUAUGUGUACAUUUAUUCAGAUUUGUAUAUGCAGUUUGCUUAGAUACCUUCCUUCACAAGGUGUGAAAAUCUUAUGGAGAUUGUUCUUUAAUUUCAUGUAAUGAAAUGGUCUGGCAUGUUGACUCUGAGCUGCAAGGUCUGGUAUUGUUAUUGCUUAUUCAUUAAUGAGAAGCAAAGGUAAUAUUAAGUGGAAA